GGCGAAACCUGGGGGUAAACGUUGAAAAUAGCCAAACUUGGAGUCCGCCCCAGACACCGAAACUGAAACCCCCAAUCCAGCCAAGUUUUGACGGAAAACCCGUUGUCUUUGGCAGCGUUUUCUCCCAAAUUCAAAAAUCCCUCAAGAAUUAUAUAAAUAAAUCUAAGCCCACCUCACUCCCUACUCUGAAUCUCAAAAAGCUUAAACGAAUUGAAGCAGUUAGGGUUAGGGUUAGGGUUAGGGUUUUGAACAAAAAAUGAAAGCUUCUCUAAAGUUCCGCGAGGACCAGAAGCCACUUCUCAGAGCCAAAGUCCCACUCAGCAUUUUAGGCUUGCCGUUCCAGUCCGGGAUCGUAGCUGGCGAGUCCAAGGAGCUCACCCUCAAUCUCGGCACCUUCUUCGAAUCCGGGCCGUCCUUUAAGAUCGCUUACCGCCCCAACGAAACGUGGAAUCCGUUCUCGCUCGUGAUCAAGACCGGGACGGGGUCGUACGGCUCGCCCAUCUCGAGCUCCAUGCUGAUGAGCGCUGAGUUCAAUCUGAUUGGCCGAGGAAACCCUAGCUUUAUGCUCCACUUCAAGCCUCAAUUUGGGGAUUUCUCGGUUAAGAAAUCGCAGUCCUCGGUCUUCGAUAAGACGAAGGUUGCGCCUGUGGACGUCCUCGUCUCGGAGGGCGAUGAGUCGAUUGGGGUGGUGGAGAACCCGGUGAUGAAUGGCGCGUUACACGGCAAGAAAAUUACGGCCUUGACAACGGAUUGGCCCGCCGGGGUGAUCUCCGGGCUGUUAUCCGGAAUGGAGGUGGCGGCGAGGACGAACUUACCGGUGAGAAGCCGCGCCGUUGUUAACUUCCGUUGGGGGGUUAGGGUUCCGGCGGAGAUGAAGAGUGCGGGUAAUAAUCCAACGGCCGGGAUUGCGUUCCAGAAGAUCCCCUUCUUGGUCAUGAACAAGAUAGGGAUCGAACACGUGGACGGAGGAGAUUCCAAGAAUAUCACAUCCAAGGCGGGCCCGGAUUCGGCCCUCGCUGCUAGUGUUGACGUGGCGGAGGCCUGUUUCAGUGUCAAGCGUCAGCUGGAGGUCUUGCAAGCGGAGAAUGGGUUGUUGAAAAAAGCCGUGGAGGAUCUCCGUCGAGAAUUCGCCACCGCCGCCGCCGCCGCGAAAUCUGUCUCGCCGGUGGGAGAAUCGAGCCCCGGAAAAUACCGGGACUUUGAAAGAAAUGGAAAUAAAGCCCCAGGCGGCAAAUCGGAUCGCCGAAACAGCGAGAAUGAGGAGGUGAAAAAGGCGUUUAUGGGAGCUACUGGCUCUUGAAUUCGUCGAAAUGGCACCAAAAUUUUGUGAGUUUUGUUUCGGGGGUUUCUGAAUAUUGUUAGUAUUUGUUUUGUUUCUUUUAGUCAUGUCGCGAUGGAUAGCCUUGCAUAUGUAAAUUGUGAUUUCUUUGGGUUUGCACUUUUAUAUCAUAUUAUUUAUAGAAAAUAAUAAUAAUAAUAACAAGUCGUUGUGUAAUCUUA
Messenger RNA from Alnus glutinosa, 1500 nucleotides. RefSeq lists its product as uncharacterized. Lineage: Eukaryota; Viridiplantae; Streptophyta; Magnoliopsida; Fagales; Betulaceae. Bases 257 to 1300 code for a protein of 347 amino acids. The record is from RefSeq and is a predicted model, not a curated record. The transcript has a single exon.